AAACGUGCAGCACAGCAAAAAGCUCACACACCGGAUUACCUUCAUCAUCAUCAUCAUCAUCACCUUCAUCAUCCUUAUUCAGAUCAUCUAAAUUCAUCUCACAUACAGGAUUAUUGUUUUUAUUUUUCAUUUCAGUUUUUAAGGAUUUAUACAAAAUUAAGUCAUUUAAUUUUUUAAAAUAAUAAAAAAAAUUAAUUUGUCUGUUUUUUAUUUUUACAUUUUUGGAAAAAAACAACAUUCUUUUAUUUUUAUUUUAUCUAUUUAUUUUUAUUUUUUAGCAUUUAUUAUUAUUAUUAUUAUUAUUAUUAUUAUUAUUAUUAUUAUUAUUAUCAUCAUUAUUAUUGAGAGACGGUUUAUACAAGUUGGUUCCUGCACGGUGACUAACGUGUGGCGAUGGCGAGCGCGUGUCUGCAGUUGACCGGCUUCCUCCUGGGUGUUGUGGGGUGGAUCUGUGUGGUCAUCGCCACCUCCACCAGUGACUGGGUCAUCCGCUGUAAAUAUGGCAUGAACACAUGCAGGAAGAUGGAUGAGCUUGAGACCAAAGGACUGUGGGAGCAGUGUGUGAUCUCCACUGCUCUCUACCACUGUUACUCCCUCAACCAGAUCCUCCAGCUGCCCGUGUAUAUCCAGACAUGCCGAGCGCUCAUGAUCUCAGCGUGUAUCCUGGGGUUACCCGCCGCAGCGCUCCUGCUCUCCUCCCUGCCCUGCAUCCAUCUGGGAGACGAUUCAGUGAAGGACAAGAACAAACGCUCGGCCAUCGGAGGAGUCCUGGUGCUCUUAGUGGCCAUGUUCUGCCUGGUGUCCACCAUCUGGUUCCCGAUCGGAGCUCACCAGGAACUCGGGUUGAUGUCCUUCGGCUUUUCUCUGUACUCCGGGUGGGUGGGCGGGGCUUUGUCUCUCCUGGGAGGCUGUAUCCUCACCUGCUGCUCCAUUGACUCCACCCCUUCAUACCGCCAAAAUAACCGCUACUCCUACUACUCCAAACAGGAUCCGCCCACCAACCAGACUCCGCCCACUGGCAACCAUGCCAAGACCGCACACGUCUGAUGUUCCUAUUCUCUCUCUCUCUCUUUCUCUCUCUCUCUCAAAUCAUUGUAAAUAGAUUUUACUUUUUUUUACUCAUCUUCAUUAACCUGCAGUUAAAUUACAUACAGACUUCUGACAGUGUAAUGGUGGUUAAAAUGAUCGGUGGACUUGACGUGACCUACAAGGAGGAAAGUCAGAUCAUGUGGGACAUUUUCUACACGUUAUUUACACUCCUGUAUUCAUGAGUGUAAUAUCAUCAAUACAUAAUACUUACAAAAAAAAGCAAUUCUACUUCCUGUUUUAGUUACACUCUGGACUUUUGCUGUCAGUAAUAAAGAAUCAGGGUUGCCAGGUCUGUGAAUCGUAAUCAACCCAGUUAUACCAACCUUUUUCACUCAGACCAGUCUAAUACCAGUUUAAUAAUCUAGAAGUCUAUAACUGAACUGGUGAUUUCAGAUGAAUAACACUGUGUUACACUAAAUGAUUAGCUGCGUCCCAAAUGAUUAAUACACACUUACACUAUGCCCUCUGUACUCUAGCGUCUAGUGUAUGAAUGUGUAAAGAGUCGUAUCCUCUCAGAUGGAGUUUUACUAACAGGAAGUAGAAGCCGUUUCACAGUCGAUGGACAGUGAGCUAGUUUAACAGACAUUUUUAAGCCGUCCCGUCCACCGCAGUGUCGUGGACCAUCUUGGACUUUUUUCUCAUUUAGCUUAUCGUCUGGUAGCCCCGCCCUUCUUUCCUCUGCGUAAGCACAGCUGUGAGUGUCAAGUUCAAGAAGUGUCCAACAUUCACACUCAGAUCAUUCGAAUAAAAAUAAGAGCAUCAUCCUGGACCUAAAGUCCACUUCUUCUGCUUCUUCUUGGAUUUUGGACUAUACAGUGUGUAUAAUUAUGAGAUUUGGGACGCAGCUAUUGUCUCUACAUUUAUAAUAAUCGAUUAUUUCCAGCUCUCUAGCCUCACUCAGACUGUGUGUUUAAGUUGUUUGGAUUUAUUAACCUGCUGUUCAGUGACACUAGCUUGUUAUUUUUCCAAAAAAUUUUUUGACUCCUAAUACUUAAACACUUUAACAUUCAGAAUCUAUAAUCCUCUGAUAAAACAGUGCAGUACCUCUGAUUGUGUUUUAGUCAAUUAACACUCGUUAGAUGUGUGUUUUUGUAACAAAUUUUUCAGGAACAAAAAUCGUGUUACAUAGUGUAAUCACUCCAUUAGUCUGACUGAUAAACUGUACUGUGUUGGGAAAUUACAUUGAAUAGUUUUGUAUUAAUUAAUGAGUGAAAAUACGAUCAAUAUUCAGCUGAUAUAAGAAGAUAUUAAUUGGAAAUAAAGUUCUUAAAGUCAAAACAAUGAGCAGUAACUACACAGCACAUCACCUGUGUUCACACUUUAGCAGUUUAAGGUUCUGUAUGUUUCAUAUCUGAUUUAUUGUAUUGUUUACUGUGGUGUUAUUGAGGUUUGACAAAUUUUAUAUAAGUAGAUCUCAUAUAUACCCCGAUCAGCCAUAACAUUAUGACCAGUACCAAGUGAAGUGAAUAAGACUGAGUAUCUCCUCAUCAUGGCACCUGUUAGUGGGUGGGAUAUAUUAGGCAGCAAGUCAACAUUUUGUCCUCAAAGUUGAUGUUAGAAGCAGGAAAAAUGGACAAGCGUAAGGAUUUGAGUGAGUUUGACCGAAAGGGCCAAAUAGUGAUGGCUAGACCACUGGAUCAGAACAUCUCCAAAACUGCAGCUCUUGUGGGGUGUUCCCGGUCUGCAGUGGUCAGUAUCUAUCAAAAGUGGUCCAAGGAAGGAACAGUAGUGAAGCGGUGACAGGGUCAUGGGCGGUCAAGGCUCAUUGAUACACGUGGGAAGAGAAGGCUGGCCCGUGUGAUCCGAUCCAACAGACGAGCUACUGUUGAUCAAACUGCUGAAGAAGUUAAUGCUGGUUCUGAUAGAAAGGGGUCAGAAUACACAGUGCAGGACGGGUCAGGGCUGUUUUGGCUGUUAUGGCAGGUGGUCAUAAUGUUAUGCCUGAUAUAUAUAUAUAUAUAUAUAUAUAUAUAUAUAAAUAAACUGAAGUGUUGCUAACAGUUUUGCUCAUAAUUGUAAAUGUUGAUAAUUUUAAA
Hemibagrus wyckioides is the source of this 3125-nucleotide messenger RNA. RefSeq names its product claudin 11a (gene cldn11a). Gene Ontology annotation, molecular function: structural molecule activity. The transcript has 3 exons. Gene Ontology annotation, cellular component: plasma membrane; bicellular tight junction. The coding region runs from base 394 to 1047 and encodes 217 amino acids. The record is from RefSeq and is a predicted model, not a curated record. NCBI's taxonomy places the organism in Eukaryota, Metazoa, Chordata, Actinopteri, Siluriformes, Bagridae. Gene Ontology annotation, biological process: bicellular tight junction assembly; cell adhesion.